Callorhinus ursinus (northern fur seal) is the source of this 630-nucleotide messenger RNA. NCBI's taxonomy places the organism in Eukaryota, Metazoa, Chordata, Mammalia, Carnivora, Otariidae. The record is from RefSeq and is a predicted model, not a curated record.
AUGACGGCCCAGCGCAUACGCAGAUACACACCCGGCGGCCCCUCGCCACAAACACGCGCGCGCACGCACACAGUCCCGCACAGCCCGAGCCCCGCGGGCAGUGCCCGGACGGACGCCAAGCCCACCCGGGACCCGAGAGCGCGCAAGCAGCCCCCCGCGCCCGCCCUGGGACCCACUCCCCCUGCCACCCCCAGACACGCAAACACGCCCCCCGCGCCCGCCGAGGCCCGCCCGGCGCAGCCCCCGCCCCCUCCGCCCCGGCGGUCUCACCUGGCCGCGCUCCCGGUCCCGCUCCGCGCCGCUCCCUUCGCGCCUCGCCCCUGCUCGGCCCCGGGGCCGCUGCGGCGGGAUGGGCCCGACCCACGGCGGCUCCGCUCUGCCUCGUCACGGGGACACCCGGGGCCGGGAGAGGGGGCGAACGCGAACCGCCACACUCCGCCCCCGUCCCGAUGCCCCGCCCCGCUGGGCCCGCCCCCAGGAGCCCCGCCCCAUCCGAGACUCCGCCCCUUGCGGCGAGGCUUAACUUUAGUCAACAGAGCCCUGCCCCUCUGGGGAGACCACGCCCCCUCCCUCACCCCGCCCCAGACUCUGGGAAGCUCCGCCCACCCCUCUGUCUCAGGAACUCCCUAG